Molecule: messenger RNA, 2961 nt
Organism: Carassius auratus (goldfish)
Lineage: Eukaryota; Metazoa; Chordata; Actinopteri; Cypriniformes; Cyprinidae
Gene: rcor2
Product: REST corepressor 2
Exons: 13
Coding region: 353-1981 (542 amino acids)
Biological process (GO): regulation of transcription by RNA polymerase II; negative regulation of DNA-templated transcription
Cellular component (GO): histone deacetylase complex; transcription regulator complex
Molecular function (GO): transcription corepressor activity
Source: RefSeq, a predicted model, not a curated record
GUUCUGAGGAGUCGUGAGGUCUCCCCGGCACAUACACACGGUAGGAUCCCUAUGCGGCCGAUGCGAUGAACUGGAGAGAAUGAGAAACGUGCGAAUAUCCACAGAAGCUUUAACGUAGUUGUAUAUUAACAAACGUUCGUAGUGCCGAUGUUUUUUUUUAACACUUUUUGUCGCUUUAUAAGUUUGAAUAGGAGAUAAAGCAAGCAAGCCAGGUAACGUAAGUGAACUGCUAUUCGGAUUGGGAACUAACGUUUAAAGGCAAAUGUUCCGCUAACAACUGGAAUAGGGACAUAAGCGUGGCUCUACACAAAAGGACUCAGACUUGAGUGAGCGACUGUGCGGAAAGUGAGCCAUGCCAUCAGUGAUGGAGCGAUCAGGGUCUGGUGUGCUGUCCCGAAGCAGGGCCAAAACAGUCACGAAUGGGAACAGCCAGCACUCUGAGGAAGAGAGCAGUGAUGAGGAACACACACAUGCAGACAGUAUGAUCCGCGUUGGUGGGGACUACCAGGCACAGAUCCCAGAGUUCAAACCAGACUGUGCAUCUCGCUACAGUGACAGUGACCAGAGGAGCAUGCUGGUCUGGUCACCAAACAGCCAAGUGUCUGAUGCCAUGUUGGAUGAAUAUAUUCUGAUGGCCAAAGAGAAGCACGGAUACAACAUGGAACAGGCUCUUGGCAUGCUUCUGUGGCACAAGCAUGACGUGGAGAAGUCACUGGCUGACCUGGCUAACUUCACUCCCUUUCCUGAUGAGUGGACAGUGGAAGACAAAGUUCUGUUUGAACAGGCUUUCAGCUUUCAUGGCAAGAGCUUCCAUCGCAUCCAACAGAUGCUUCCAGACAAGCUGAUCUCAAGCCUGGUGAAAUACUACUACUCUUGGAAGAAAACCAGAACCCGGACCAGCGUCAUGGACCGUCAGGCACGCAGGCUCCUUAGCAAGAGAGAAAAGGAUGAGAGUCACGAUGAGAUUGAGGAAGGAGAUCCAGGCAGUGACAGUGACUUUGAGAUCAAUGCCAGGAAAGAGACGUCAAAGCAGAGCUCUGGAAAUGGAGGAGGAAGUGAUAAAGGUUCAAGCAAGCCUGGGCUGACUCGGAAAGAGAACCAGGGUGCGCAGUACCGUCACCACCCGCUUCGCGCUCGCCGCAGGCCUCCUAAAGGCAUGCAUCUGGAGCAGGAGGACAUUGUUGGGCUCUCAGCGUCCACUGAUUCAGGAGCUGUUAAUCUCAGACAGCUGGACACACAGUUAGUGUCCCUGAAGAGACAGGUCCAAAGCAUCAAGCAAACCAAUAGUGUGCUCAAGCACAACUUGGGUGAUGGAAUUGAAGGCUUAAGACCAUCAGAGCCCACCCAAAAAAUCAACUCUCGCUGGACAACGGAGGAGCAUCUCCUGACUGUUCAAGCCAUCAGGCGAUACGGUAAAGACUUUGCCGCCAUAGCGGACGUGAUUGGCAACAAGACAGUGGCGCAGAUCAGCUCAUUCUUCGUCAGCUAUCGAAGACGCUUCAAUCUUGAGGAGGUGCUACGUGAAUGGCAGGCAGAACAGGAAGUGGUGCAAGGGGGCAGCGGGAGGGCCGUGAACAUGGAGCUGAACGGGUCGUCAGGAGCGGAAGAUGAUGAGGUGCAGAUGGAUGGCGUCUCUCCACCUCUUUCUGACAGUCCACUGCCCUCUUCUGAUGUUAGUGUGGCUGGGAACCCCAACUCUGCCCAGUCCUCCCCACCCCUCACUCAGCCUCCACCCUUACUGCGCCCUGCACCCCCCUCAGCACCCCCUAGCCUGCUGCGGCAGCCUCCCCCGCUUCAGACACGACCUCUACAAAACCGGACGCCCCACAAUCACCCUCCCCCCCCCCCUCCGCUCAUAAGACCCGCAGUGGCAUCCUCGCUCCACCAGGGGGCACUGAGGAACCCUCUAAGUUCCUCCUCUGCGGGACAGCUGCCACCCUCACUAGUGGGGCUGAAGGUGGAAUCCCCCCAGUCACACUGAUCGCCAUGUAGUAUUUGCCCUUUAAUAACGGUUUAAGACACCCAAAUAGUCAUUUAACAGAGAAUUUGUUUUUAAAUUGCUGUAAAAGGGCAAUGUGUAGUAAUGCCUCUCAAACAUAGGAGAAAAAAAAACCGAGGUGAACUGGAAGCAAAGCUGGACAUGCACCAAAACACACAUUUAGCAAGUCAGGAAGGAUAAAACUAUACAGUGUGAUCCGCUUCUCCACUACAGGACCAAGGAGAACCCUCCAUAAUAUAAACCACAGUCUUGCCAAAAAACCAAACCCUGCUGCCCCACAAACCCAUCUGUCCUCAGGUUCUACAGCUUUACCUCGUGAACAGUCUCAAGCACAACAGCUUCCACUGUAACUACAGCUAUCUGUGAAUCACCUUCUGCAAUAAAUGCUGAGCGGAAGUUGGAAGUUUAACCAAAAUUGUGGGGUAAAAACCUUAUACACUGGAAUUAAAAACUGCCACGAAACAGACUCAUGUGAGUUCCUUCCACCAUUGCUUUGGCAACAGCUGCAUAUCAUCUAAGUGUGCAUGACUACAGGCACUAGUGAGUGUUCUGAAGUGCACCUGGUGUCAGGAUACUACUCACUCUCCCAUUGAAGAGCCAUGCUGAUAGUCAUACUAGGUGAAGCGGUUUUGUUGUUUGUAUAAUUAGGUCUUUAAGAUAUUGUUAGGUAGUGAAGUUAAGUAGUACUAGUUAAUAUUGACUAAGCACUAAGUGAUGCAAAAUACUUGAUUUUUUUGUUGCAACUCUGGAAUACACUGAUUUCAUCUCGCUCUUAAAGGCACAGACACAGAGGCAUCAAAACACUAAAGAUGAUUCCCGAGGAAGCUCGUGCAAGAGUUAUCGUUUCUUCCAAAAUGUUGUAUGUAUGUGAGAACUGUUUACAUGUGAACUGGAUUUGCUUGUGACUAUUUUUGUUUUAGAUUUUUUUUUUUUUUCAAAAUAAAGUGAAAAUGACCAAAUGA